Parascedosporium putredinis is the source of this 216-nucleotide messenger RNA. The record is from the annotation of a GenBank genome assembly. Lineage: Eukaryota; Fungi; Ascomycota; Sordariomycetes; Microascales; Microascaceae.
AUGACAUACUACUGCUCCAACUACUAUGGCUCCAUCCAAUGCCGCACGACGGUUGCUAGGUUUGGAGAUAGAUGCAAGCUCUGCACUGUUAUGAGGGUCGGUGCCUCGAUAAGCGAUGGCCUGCUGCCCGAAACCCCCAACGGCGGGCUGCACAACUCAGCUAGCAGGGAUCAGAGCAUAGACCGGAGAGGAGAAGAGAGGAGAAUGGUCAAGUAA